GGUUUGGUGUCCCAUAUGAAGUUAAAGCAGGCUUCAUUGGAAAGAUCACACUUCAUAUCCCUUUUUACCGGCCUCAUAGUGAGCCAUGGGCCAUUUCCAUGUCACAACUCAACCUCAUCAUUGGCCCUGCACAGCUUCAGGAAUAUGAUGCAGAGAAACAGGACGAAGAGGAGAGGGAGCGGAAGAAACGUCUUCUUAAAGCUCUUGAAGACAGAUGGAAAAGUCAGGGUGAACAGCGAGGCGAGUCGUACUGGUACUCUGUUACUGCCUCAUUGGUCACCAGGAUUGUGGAAAACAUUGAGCUGAAAAUUCAAGACGUACAUCUCCGGUUUGAGGAUGAUUUCUCCAACCCAGAGAAGCCGUUUUCUUUCGGCGUUUGCAUUGGGAAGGUUUCUGCUCAGAACCCCAACAAUGAAUCAGUCCAGAAGCUUCUCCGACAGAAACAAAUUGAGAUUGAAAGCUUCAGCGUGUACUGGGACACCGUGUGUGAAAUAGUAGGAAGCCUCCCUGCACAUCUAAUUCAGGACACAAUGACUCAGUCUAUGCAGAGCCCCCAUCAAUACAUCUUUGAGCCAGUAAGUGCCUCUCUGUCACUUAGAAGAAAUACCUCCAAGGAGCCACUGAGAUCCCGACAUACCCCUCGAAUAGAAUGCCAAGUUCAGCUGGACCCAAUGUCUUUCCGUCUUUCUCAGGUCCAGUACCAGCAGAUCAUGGCAUUCCUAAAAGAGCUUGACCGGCGAGAAAGAGAGAUGCGUUAUAGAAAAUGGAGACCAAAAGUCAGAGUUUUAGGGAAUUGUCGACAGUGGUGGAUGUUUGCUAUUCAGGCCAAUCUCAGCGAUAUCAGGGAGCAGCGACAAAGAAGCAGUUGGGACUUCGCUCUUCAUCGGGCACGUGAUGCCCAGUUGUAUACCAGGCUCUACUUUAGAAAGCUGAAGGAAGGCAUUCUGAGCCCUCAGGAAGAGCAUGAUCUGGAGCGUGUGGAAGACGAGCAGACGUUAGAGGAGCUACAGAUUCUAAGAGAAAUCGUCUACAACUUGUUUCGACAACAGGAAGACAUUGUAGAUAGUGUCAGAGAGCCCAGUGGUGAUUGUAAACCAAAUUCACCCACCACAUCCAUUCCUAAAAGUGAGAGCUCUGGGAUGAUCCAGUACCUUCAGUCUUGGUUUCCUGGCUGGGGGGGCUGGUACGCAGAUUCACAGGGCCCGGAAAGUGGCCCUGAGGUGCUUCUGCCAAGUCCGUCCUCCUGGGAUAUACUGGCAGAGACUGAAGAUUUGUUUGACCCGCUGGAGGACUCGCACGGUCUGAACACCUUCACCAAGCGAGAUCACCUGUUUGCCCGCUUGGAGUUCUUCCUGCAAAAGAGCGAAGUAACCCUCUACCACCAGUACAAGCCAGAAGACGCACUGCAUGAAAGUGGGGUGAUUCAGCUGGAGUUCUUAGGGAUGAAGGUGAUUUUGGAGUCUCUCCCUCGCUCAGAUUCCUCCUUACUAUUGGUUAAGCUAGGUGGUUUGUUCCUGAGAGACUUGACCACUCAAAGCACCAUCUUCCCUGUUCUUGUGUCUCCUAAAACGGAAAAGAACAACUUUGCCUUCAAUCAGACAUCUGGGCAGUCCAGUUCAGGAUGCAGUGUGGAAUGCUCAGAUUCUCCUGUUUUUGACAUGAUUUAUGAGCGUAAUCCUGUCAGGAGUAAGUUUGAGAGAAGACUUGAAAUGACGACUACUCCCUUGAACAUCAUUUACAGCCCACAAGCAAUCAAAAAAGUGACAGAGUUUUUCUAUAAAGGGAAAGUGCACACCUCAGGAUUUGGAUAUCAGUCUGUUUUAGAGCUCCAUGUGGCAGAGGCUGCCCGGAGGCAGUACAAUAAGCUGAAGAUGCAGACCAAGGCCGAGAUCAGACAGACCAUUGACCAGCUGCUCGUGGGAGAGUUUAUCGAAAAUGGUAAACGUUGGACAGUGAAAUUGGAUAUCUGCGCUCCCCAGUUGAUUUUCCCAGAUGACUUUCAGUCAGGAGACCCGAUGCUCGUUGUUGUUGAUUUGGGGAGGAUUCUCCUCACAAACUCACAAGAUGACACUAAAGCUGACUCUGAAGCAGCUGGCCGUGAAGGUGAAGAGAUAUCUGAUGAUGAGUACCGGACACCUCUUGCCACCCCACCAGGCUCUCCACCUCCUGAACGAGACGUGUCUUUGACAGAAAGUGCCAGCGGUGGUGAACUCGCCAAGCCUAGAUCCGGCGAAAGUACACAAAUAUACAGCAGAAAACUUUAUGAAAAAUACUCCUUGUCCUUUAAGGAUUUGCAGAUAAUGGUUGGACAUUUUCAAGACAACUGGAAACAUCUUCAAGAGAGUGAGGUAGGGCCGACCCAUGUAGUGGAGAAGUUUAAUGUACUUUUGCAGCUUGAGAAGAGACUGCGAUACACAUCGGAUCCCCAGCUUCCUGGGGCUGUGCUGUCAGGAACCUUACCAGACUUAAAGGUACACAUCAACCUGGAAAAGAUGACUGCCAUUCGGAGUUGUCUUGUUAGAUUAAGCAGUUCAGCUACAGGCGAGGAGGACAAAAGCCAGAAGACAGAUGAAACUAUGAGGACCCCUGACCCUCCUACUCUUCGCCAUGGCAACAUAUUUCAAAAGGAAGACAGUUCAUGGAAGCUUCAGUCUUCAGCCAAAAACUUGACCCAGAGUGUGAUGACUUUAGAACAGCACACACGUGAAGUCCUAGUGGAAUCUCGUCUCCUCUUAGCUGAAUUCAACAUCAACUACAUGCAGCUUGGCAUAGAGAGUGAUGGUCGGUAUAUAUCUGUUUUCAAGGUAUUUGGCACAAAUGCUACUUUUGUCAAGCGGCCUUAUGAUGCUGAAGUCUCACUGACUGUCCACGGUCUUCUGCUUGUGGAUACACUACAGACCUAUGGCCCAGACUUUGACCUCCUACUUGCUUCUCACAAGCAUCUCAGUUUUGAUGUCCCCACAGGCAGUCUCAGAGAGAGUCAUCACUCGACCUCUGUAUUGUCAGGUGCAGAGUCUAAAGAGCAUCACAGCUCUCAUUCUAACUCAUCAGAUAUGCCAGUGUGCCAACACUCUCCCUCCAGUUUGUUUAUUAAAGACCAAGAAGCUCUAAUUAAGCUUGAUUACCAGUUUGUGAGCCCAGAUUGCCCCUCUAUGAACCUGGAAAGUACCCUUCAGGUGACAAGCAUACAGGUUAACAACCUGGACAUCAUUCUCAACCCUGAGACCAUGGUGGAGUUACUGAAGUUUCUCCAGAACUCUGUCCCCAAAGAAGAAAUUGUUUGGACAUCAUCACAAGUUACAAAACAGCUUGAAAAUGAGGAAGGUAAAGGGACAGACCAAGUCACCGUUUCCCAAAAUAAACGCCUAAAUGUUGAGAUCCACCGCCUUAACCUGCUCCUUCUUCGGACUGUCUCUACUGGCAAUUUACUUGGUGCAGAGAAGAAAGGGUUAAAAAUUGCCACUGCCAGCAUCAUGGGUACAAAGGUCAAUGUGUCAAUGGGCAGUCGGUUGAACAUCAGUGGUUCACUUGGGUCCAUGCACUUGGUGGACCUAACUCAUGAAGGAGGACGUAGCCAAUUCGUUGUCAGUAUUGGCAGUGUACAGGACAGCCCUUCAACUCUUCCUGCGUUAUCCUCCAGUGCUGACACCAGAGAUUCUCCCUCAGAAGCUUUAAAUUUUUACCUUUUGGAGAAGUCUCAUGGGGAGUGUUCCUUGCAACUUCUAAUGGCGUCCUUACAUUAUAACCACUCAGCAAAGUUUCUGAAGGAGCUGAGUCUGUCUGCCAACGAGGUAGAAGAUAAUUUCCGUUCCAUGCUGAAAAGUGCUGCUACCAAAGUGUCAACAGUGCUGGCCACAAAGACAGCAGAGUACAGCGGCAUGGUUUCUCUCUUUGAGACUCCCACACGGAGGACUCGAUCUCAUAGUCAGAGCUGGGCAUUUAAUGAUGCUGAGAGUGUUUCCACAGAGGGACUGGACUCUACCUUAGAUACAUUUUUGGUGAAGCUGACUCUUGACAUCAGCAUUGAAUCUCCAGUUGUGUCUGUACCACGUAAGCCUGGACACUCUGAGCUUUUGGUUGGUCACUUAGGCAGCAUAAAAAUCCAGAAUUUUGACACUGGGCAAGAGUCAGGCGGCAGUCGAUUGCAGGUGUUUGUGAAAGAUAUUCGACUGUAUUCACUCAAUAUGAGCGAUCUGGUUUUGAAGAAAACACCUGGACCUGAGAACGCGUCAAGAGCCAGCAUGUCUUCAUCUUGCAGUGGGAGCAUUAGUCAGUACGAACCACAGUUUACACGCCGUGACUUCUUUGAAUCUCUCAGCCGGGGAAAAGCCUUCCAUAUAUUGAAAGACACAACCAUUCAGUUCACAAUAGAGAAAGUUCCUGUUGAUGACAACGCUCAGCUUAAUUGUCUCACCACCGAGGAGCCCUGCAGGAGUGAAGGACUGAUGAAAAUUGAGGGAAAGUUUGUCAAUCCUGUUCAGGUGUUCCUGUGCAAGCCUGUGUAUGAACAAGUCUUCCAAACACUGGACAAUUUGUCCAUGAUUGAGGAGCAUCAUAUUACAGCGAGCCAACCCCCCACACCCCCACAACCCACUCCAUCUUCAGCCAGACUUCCAUGCUUUUCUGAUUCUCAAGGAAUACUAUUUGCAAGGGACCUUCCAAAUAUCAGUUCCUUAUCCUCUUCAGUCACUUGUCCCUUGAUACCAGAGUCUCAAAAUCCCCAUUUUGAAUUGCUCUCAUUCACUCAGCUAGAUGUUACAUUUCAUGUGACAGAAUUGCAAGUCCAACUUAGUGCUGAUCUUACCCAGGGCUCCCAAGAUUUGGUCAGUUUGCGUUUCCAAGAUCUGGAGGGACACUUUGUCAAAGACCACCCUCAUUUGCUUUCAAUUGAGGUUGCUCUUCAAUCUCUGCUCAUGGAGGACCUGUUAGAACAGAACCCUGAGUCCAAGCACAAACAUUUGAUGAUGUCCCGUGGCACGCCUAAAGUCUCUGACUUCAGUCGAAAGGAAUAUCUUUCCCAAAGUUGCCCAUCGACAUCCAAUGUCCUGUAUCCAGAUAUGCCCCGUUCACUUCCUGCCCACAUGGAGGAAGCCCAGAAUGUUUUCCAGCUGUACCGAAGGAAUGCUAACAAUCCAUCAACCAACACUUGCAAACACAACAGGGAUGUAGACUGUCCCAGCACUCCGCCACCUUCACCAACUAACAGUGGACCUCCACCACAGCCAUUGCCAGGAUUUGAUGACUCCUUGGUUCAUAUUAAUGUACUGCUUGUGGAUCAGAAUCACCCAGAGUUCAAAACACGUUAUGACAGUGUGAGACGGAAUGUGGAUGUUGACUUUAACUGUCUUGAUGUUUUGAUCACACUACAAACCUGGGUAGUUAUCCUCGACUUUUUUGGCAUUGGCUCUUCUGCGAGAAAUCAUGCAGUGAAGGUGACAACUGCAUCACAUCAAAAUGUGCCAGGACAUCCUUUGUUUGAGUCAGACACCAGAGAAGAAAAAGCCAAUGAGGCAAUCAAUUCCAGACUGGACCUCAAGGUUCAUUCUCUCUCUCUGGUUCUGAACAAAAAAGACAACGAGCUUGCCAGAGCGAACGUUUCCAAAUUGUCUGCUCAUCUGGAAAUGUUAGAGGGUGACUUAGCAUUGCAGGGGAGUUUAGGAAGUUUGUCACUGAGUGACUUAACUCCACAUGGGGUUCUUUAUCGAGAGCGCUUCACCACACAAGGACGGGAGGCCCUGAUUUUCAACAUCUAUAAGUACGGCCAGCCUGAUCCUUAUCUGGAGAGGGAGUGUGACAUUAAAGUGUCUCUGCAGAUGGCCUCAGUACGGUAUGUUCACACCCAGCGCUUCCAGGCAGAGCUGGUGGACUUCAUCCAGCACUUCACCCAGCUGCAGGAUGUCCUUGGCAGGCAGAGAGCUGCAGUGGAGGGUCAAGCUGUGCAGCAGCAUCUCCAGCAGCUGACCCGAGUUCUGCUUGAUAUUGAGGCUGGCGCUCCAGUUCUCCUUGUCCCUGAAAGCUCCCGUUCACCAAUGGUCAUUGUUGCCAAUCUCGGCCAGCUUAAAGUUCACAACUGCUUUCUGCCCAAAGUUUGUUGUGGGUUGUUUUCCUCGCAUGACAAGGACUCUGCAGGCAGGAGUAGUGAACAGGAAGCCACAACCUCCUCUUCCAGCUUCUCAUGUUUGGUCCUUGGCACACCACAGUUUUCAGACAUGCAGAGAAGGAGUGAAGAAUCUGGAUCUCAGACCUCAGAAGCCCACGUGUGCCUUUUGGACUGCAUUGAUCUGGAACUCCAGGAGAUGGAUAUCUUUGCUGCAGAAUGUCUACCAGCUUCCCUCUGGGACAGUGGUGGUCACCCUCCUGACUCCUCAGACCUCAUCUUCCCCUCGUACUCCGUCUGUCGCACUGGAGACAACCUUUUGAAGGAUUGCUGCCGCCUCCAUCUUAAAGUGGAACGCAACUUGGACAAAGAGCUGAGCCAUGCAGUGCCGGACAUGUCUGUCCACGGCAGCCUGUCCUCCAUCCAUUGCUCUUUGAAUGUGAAGCAUUAUCAGCUGAUCAGAGGGCUCCUGGAGAAGAAUCUGGGUGAGACUACAGAGGAAUUCCUCCGUCCCUAUAACCUGCAGGACCCUCGCACCUACACCGUUUUGAGUGGAGAUGUGUACACCAACAUGUCCUUCCUGGUGGAGAUGAUGGAUGUCAGUCUUGAGCUUUUAAGCAGUCCCACACCCAAUGAUGAGCACAUGAAGUCACUAGCAAGGUUUGACUUCAUGAGAUCCCAGCUGCUCUAUGAGACCUUCUCCGAUGGCUCCAAAUUGGUCAACCUUGUGUCUCACUCUCUGCUGGCACAUGACACUCGAUUCACUGGACUCAGCAAAAGUGCUGAUGAUUGUGUGGCCAGACACAAUAUCUUUAACUGCAUCCUUCAGCCAUCCAAAACAGGCCUUAACCGUGCAAUGCUGCAGCUGGAACUGCAUUACAGAUCCACACGUGACUCCUCCUGCUUCACCGUGGUUGUCAACAAUCUGAGAGUUUUUCUCAUUUUUGACUGGCUGCAGCAGGUGCACGACUUCUUAAUGGUGCCUGUGGGAUCAGGUGGCCAUGAAGGCCAUCAGUGCUGGUCCUCUGACACCAACAGCAACUCGGGCUCUGCUAGUCGGACGUUCAUGCCAAAGACGGUCAAAACUGGUGUGGUCACGAAGCGAUCCACAGUCCCCGUUAGCCAGGAUCGCUGCCUGGAGGUCAAACUCAAUAUCACAGGUACAGAGUUUGUGGUUGUGGAGGACUCGUCCUGUCUGGACACCAACGCUGUGAUUCUGAAAGGCACCACUGUCCUCACCUACAAACCACGUCUGCUGGACAGACCCUUCUCUGGAAGUCUAGCUGGAAUAGAGGUGUUCUCCUGUCGGCUGGGCAAUGAGCAGGAGACAGCGCUGUCCAUCAUCGAUCCAGUGCAUGUCCAAGUGGAGCUGUGCGGGUGUCCAACGUACCAAAGCAGCUCCGGCCUGCUUGACGCCUUCAACAUGGAGGACUCUCCCACACUUUUGGAGAUCCAGUUCCCUGCACUGGACAUCCGUCUGUCCUAUAACGACAUUCAGCUCUUUUUGGCCAUUGCGAAGUCCAUCCCUACUGCCAGCCCUCCACCAAGCUGUGACUUUGAUGCCACAUCUGUAGUAAACAUGUCUGCAUCAUCCACAGCAGAGGGCCUGGGAAGUCUGCUUGAUCUUGGAUUUCGGAAAGAGGACUGCAAAAGAGCACUGGUCUACUGUAAAGGCCAUCUAGACCAGGCAGCUACGUGGCUGCUGGAGAAUGCUGAGACUGCACUGGGCCAUCCCAGAGCUCGGGCUGAGUCUGGCUCCAGGAGUCAUUCAGCGCCUCUGUCGGGGGUGGAGCUGAAGGCUGAAAGUAUCUGCAUUUGCUUCAUCGAUGAUUGUCUUGACUGCGACAUACCACUGGCUGAGCUCACAUUCUCAAGACUGAAUGUGUUGCAGCGCAUUGGAUCAAACCCAGAAGGCAAUGCCAGCUUCAUACUCUCUGGAGACUACUAUAACCGAGAGCUGUCUGGCUGGGAGCCAGUCCUUGAACCCUGGCCUUGCUUCCUCUCUUGGCACCAGCAGGCAGCUGGCCGGCUCCACCCUCAACGUCUUAAAGUGGAAAUACGGGCCAAGCAGAGGUUGGAUGUCAACAUUACUUCAGUGUUGUUGGAACAUUACGACACCACCAAAAGUUCCUGGAUUGCAGACUACUGCAGGGAGGGACAGACUUCUCAAAUGUCAUCCACCCUGCCGUGGAUAGGCUCCUUAGUUGACCCGCCCAUCUUCAGACAGACAUAUACCCAGGUGUCUAAGAGGAGGCAGCCAUUUGUGCCAUACACACUGCGCAACCAAACAGGAUGUACACUGUGGUUUGCCACUCUGACCACAACCCCAACAAGGGUGGCGCUGUCCCAUAGUGCAGACUGCGUCUCUGAUGUCCACGGACCCGGAAAUGAUGAUACCCACAAAAUCAGUCAGUGGAGAGAGGUGAUGCCUGGGGAAGAUAUUCCUUUUAAAUUUGAAGCUCAAGAGAAACUUCGCCACAGACAUACUCAUGAGUUGAAGCUGCAUCAGCUGCUCGUUCGAGUUUGUGGAUGGGAGCAAAUCAAGCCCGUGUCUGUGGACAAAGUGGGCAUUUUCUUCCGUUAUGCAGCUCCAGACAGAAACAACUCUUCAAACACUGUCGGCAGCCCGAUUAGCAGGACCCACAUCAUUCACCCCCAUGUCUAUUUCUCAGCCUUGCCUCCAGUGAGGGUGGUGUUCUCCAUCACAAUGGAAGGCAGCGCCAGGAAGGUCAUCACUGUACGCUCAGCUCUCACAGUGAAGAACCAGCUUGACGUCCUGAUGGAAGUCCGGCUCGACAGCCCCUCUGCUCCAGACAAGCCAGUGGUGUUACCACCGAUCCUGCCCGGACAGGCAUUGGCCAUCCCUCUCCACUUGACAAUGUGGCGCCUCCAGGCUCGGCCCAAAGGUCUUGGUUUGUUCUUCUGUAAGGUUCCGAUCCAUUGGACCAGCAUCGAGCGGCCCGGUGAGAUCAGCAGCAGUAAAAGAGAGUGUCAGUCCGCAGACUUUGAUGACAACCUCAAACGCAGCUUCAGAUUCUGUGUGGUCAUCAAAAAGGAAAACUACCCAGAUCAGCAGCCUGCUAAGAAGCUUCCUGGAAGUUCAAACCAGAUCUAUCGACAGCCAGGCCACACGAUCUACCUGCUUCCCACCAUGGUGCUGGCCAACAUGCUGCCCUGUGACCUCAACUACUACAUCAAGGGAACCACCAUCGCCGGUGUUCUGAAGGCUGGAAAAGAGGCUGUACUUCAUGGUGUAGACACCUCCCAGAACAUGGAACUAGGAGUACUUCUGGAGAACUUCCCUUUGUGCAAAGAACUUCUGAUUCCUCCAGGAACCCAGAACUAUGUGGUGCGAAUGAGAAUGUAUGACACCAACAAGCGCCUUCUCUGUCUCACCAUUCGAAUCAUCCUGCAGGCACAUGGAGCACUGAAGAUCCUCAUUUCUUCCCCCUACUGGCUUAUCAACAAGACUGGUCUGCCAUUAAUCUUUCGGCAGGACAAUGGCAAAAGUAAUGCAGCGGGCCAGUUUGAGGAGCAUGAGUUAGCUCGAAGCCUGAGUCCACUGCUUUUCUGUUACACGGACAAAGAGCAACCAGCCAUGUGUACUAUGCGAAUCGGGAAGGGGAUCCACCCGGGCGGAGUACCAGGCUGGUGCCAAGGCUUCUCCCUAGAUGGAGGGAGUGGUGUCAGAGCAGUGAAAGUCAUCCAGCCUGGAAACAGGCCUGGUCUCAUCUACAAUAUAGGUAUCAGUGUGCAGAAAGGAAAAGGACGCUACAGAGACACUCAUAUUGUGGUGUUUGCCCCCCGUUACCUUUUGGACAAUCGUUCCACACACAAACUGGCAUUUGCUCAGAGAGAAUUUGCCAGAGGGAAGGGUACCACCAACCCAGAGGUGUACAUCUCAAGUCUGCCAGGCUCCAGUGUGGUCUUCCACUGGCCCAGGAAUGAUUAUGACCAGCUACUGUGUGUGCGUCUGAUGGACCUCCCCAGUUGCACGUGGUCUGGAGGUUUUGAAGUGAACAAACCCAAGUCCUUCCAUGUGAACAUGAGGGACACUCUAGGAAAGUGUUUUUUCCUGCGGGCAGAGGUCACACUGAAAGGAGCCACCUAUCAGAUCUCCUUCACUGACACAGACCAGCUGCCUCCACCUUUCAGAAUCGACAAUAUCUCAGAAGUGCCCAUUCAGUUCUGGCAGCAUGGAGUGGCAGAUAUUCAGCUCCGCACUGAGGUGAGAGCUGGAUCAGUGCUGGACUACGCCUGUGAUGAACCCACGCUGCCCCCACAUCUUACGCUGACCGUGAAGGGUGCCGGAUCCUCAGAGGUGACUGCAGACAUGAACUUCUUCAAAGAGUACAACAAGCUCUACUAUGAGAAUUUCAUCUACAUUGCAGCUACACAUACAUUCUCAGGGAGUGCUGAUGGGAGACCUGUUUUGAAGCAACACCUGCUGAGCUGUGCUGAACUUGUGCUGGAUGUGGACACCAAGACACAAAGGGUCAUCUUAAAAAAGAAGGAGCCCGGGAAGCGUUCCCAGCUGUGGAGGAUGACGGGCACGGGCAUGCUGUGCCAUGAAGGCUCCUCUCCACCACAGAGCAAGCUGGCCCACGCACGACCACUGGACUCUUCUUUGGUGCUGGACAUCACUGGACUGGCAGCAGUCAGUGACAACAGUUUUGAACCGCUAAUGCUGAAGAGGCCAGACCCGCGGCGUAGUACCACCCAGACAUGGUACUUUUCCUCAGGCAGGCUGACCUGCGGCCUUCCCCGGCUCGUAGUACAGGUGAAGUUUGGGGUUGCAGGACUGUAUGACGGAGCAGAGGUGGUGCUGGGACCAGACUCGGGGCUGCUGGAGCCCAGCCCUGAGCAGCAGUUCAUCAAUCAGAAGAUGAGACCGGGUUCUGGUGUGCUGUCAGUCCAGGUGCUGCCAGAUGGACCCACACGUGUUCUCCAGAUAAGUGAUUUCAGCCAAAGAAGAACAAUCCACACAUCAGCCAGCACGGAACAAGAAAGCAGUGGAGACGACGUGAUGAACAAAGAACCCGAACAGGAGCUCGAGGUUUUGGUGAACCUGGAAGGAGGACUGGGUGUGUCUCUUGUCAAUAAGAUGCCUGAGGAGCUUGUGUUCAUCACACUGUCUGGCAUUGAUGUGCACGUUACGCAGACUGCCACCAACGAAGUGUUGCAGCUGAGCAUUCAGAACAUCCAGGUAGACAACCAGCUGUUGGGCACCACACAGCCUGUGAUGAUGUGUGUGACUCCGGGCUCCAGUGGCAGCAGCAUCAGUGAAAGUGGCGCCGCCCUGCAGGUUAAUGCUGUCAAGAUUCCCAGUAAACUAACACUUACUGACCUCUUCAAGCACCUCAUCGUGAUGGCCCGACCCGUCACAGUCAUAAUUGAAGAAGAACUUUUGCUCAAGUUACUCAGCUUCUUUGGCUACGGACAAACACAAGCUGAGCUGGAGAAGUUUGAUGACAGCCUCCACGAGAAGCCCACUGCAACCACAGGACCACAGAAACGCUACUACUUUGAGAACCUGAAGAUCAGCCUUCCUCAGGUCAAGCUGAGUGUUUUCACCUCUCACAAGCUUCCUUUGGACCUGAAGGCUCUCAAAGGCACUCUGGGGUUUCCUCUGGUUCGCUUUGAGGAUGCUGUCAUCAACAUGUAUUCAUUCACCAGAGUGCACCCCUAUGAGACCCAAGAGAUCAUCAUCAACGAUGUGCUCAAGCACUUCAGAGAGGAGCUGAUCAGCCAGGCGGCUCAGAUCCUGGGCUCUGUGGAUUUUUUGGGAAAUCCAAUGGGGCUUCUUAAUGAUGUCACUGAAGGUGUAUCUGAGCUCAUUAAAUAUGGAAAUGUUGGUGGCUUGAUACGUAAUGUGACCCAUGGUGUGUCCAACUCUGCUGCUAAGUUUGCAGGUACAUUGUCAGAUGGACUGGGUAAGACCAUGGACAACCGCCACCAAAGUGAGCGAGAGUACAUCCGAUACCAUGGAGCCACCAGUGGAGAACAUUUGGUUGCAGGGAUCCAUGGCCUCGCUCACGGUAUCAUUGGUGGCAUGACCAGCAUCAUCACAUCCACCGUUGAAGGGGUGAAGACAGAGGGUGGAGUAACUGGUUUUUUCUCAGGGCUGGGUAAAGGUCUGGUUGGAACUUUGACUAAACCAGUAGCUGGAGCACUGGACUUUGCCUCAGAGACGGCACAGACAGUCCGGGACAUGGCUAGUCUAAGUAACCACAGACUGAGUGUCCAGCGGGUCAGGAAGCCGCGCUGCUCAAAGGGGCCUCAGGGCCUCUUGCCUCGAUACUCCUCCACACAAGCAGAUGGUCAAGAGAAGCUCUUUCAUCUGACAGACAACAUCCACUCUGAGUUUUUCAUUGCGGUGGAGCCGACUGACACCUACUGCGUGCUCAUCUCCUCCAAAGUGGUCUACUUUCUCAAACUGGGCGAGUAUGUGGACCGCGAGGCCAUCUUCCUGGAGGUAAAGUACGAUGACCUGUACCACUGCCUGGUUUCCAAGGACCACGGGAAAGUCUAUGUGCAGCUCACCAAGAAGGCUGACAGCGUCAGCAGUGGCAUAGCGAUUCCUGGCCCCUCCCACCAGAAACCGAUGGUUCACGUGAAGAGUGAAAGUCUGGCUGCUAAAAUCUCUCAAGAAAUCAACUAUGCCAAGAGUCUGUACUACGAGCAGCAGCUGAUGCUGCCCGUCAGCGAGAACGAGGACAGUUUGGUGCUGGAGUCCUGAGAGCUUGUUGUGUUGACUUUUAGCUGAGUUCAGAGUUUAUAUUUUUCUGUGGGUCACAAAGGCACCGUAACCUUUGUGUGUAACACUGACUCUGUGUGAGAUUCGAAGCUGAAGAAUCGUCUUAUCUGAUUGGCUGACAGCAGCCUGGACGCUUGUGGUGGAUUUCCAUCACACAGGAGCAGCCGUUUUGACUUUUUCUGCAGUAAACACAUUUUGUGAUUUCAUUUGAAUCAGUUUGUUUUUUUGUGUUUUUAUUAAGAUGGCUACUGCCAGAAUUUUGGCUUCCUGCCCCAAACUCUUGUACAUACUGUAUCAAUUCAGAGAUGUAGCUGAUUAUAUAAUGAGAUUUACUCAAAAAAUCUAUUUUGUGUAUCAGGUUGCAGUUUGUGUGAUGUUGUCAUGGGACACGGAGCCACACACACACAUACACGCACACACUGUUAUUGGUGGGCCUUAUUAAUCAGUGUUUCCUGCCGCCUCUGGAAUCUGGUUGGGAGUCAGACGGGACAGUCUUCCUCAGCUGAACAUAUUGUAGACUGUAUGUUUGGAAUUUAUCUCCCGCUGCUCUGAUCAGAAUGAUUUCCAACUGAUGAAGAAACUGAUUUCAUACGCUGCUUAGAUUUCUGAUACUGUGCACAAAAUUUGAACCAAAUGCAAAUAAAGCAGCUGACUUGCAACAGU
Molecule: messenger RNA, 13517 nt
Organism: Thalassophryne amazonica
Lineage: Eukaryota; Metazoa; Chordata; Actinopteri; Batrachoidiformes; Batrachoididae
Gene: vps13d
Product: vacuolar protein sorting 13 homolog D
Biological process (GO): protein targeting to vacuole; protein retention in Golgi apparatus; mitochondrion organization
Cellular component (GO): extrinsic component of membrane
Molecular function (GO): protein binding
Source: RefSeq, a predicted model, not a curated record